AUGACGAUGUUAGCUGUGAUGAUGAACUACUACUUUUUAAAGAAUACUUUAACAAGCAGUCUAAAGAUUGGGAAAAAAGCUGUUUACCUCGGAGUUGAUGAACAUGAAUACUAUGAGCACAUUCGACAGCAAAUAAGAGAAGAGUUACAAAAUCGAUAUCAUAUCUACGCGGACAUCUUUGUCAGGGAUGUAAAUUCAUUAUAUCAUGACGUGUGUUUCUUUGGGUCGCCUUGUCCAGAAGAACACUGGAUGAAAACGCCUGAACCAGGUGUUCUGAUUGCCAAUAAGUUUGGUGUAAUCGUCCAUUCUUUAAGCAUGUCAGGCAGUUUCACUAUUUUCCCGUUUUGGAGUGGUCCAGAAGAGAUUCAACAUCACAGAGCUCUUACAAUUGCCCUAGUAAAUGACGAGAACCAUUAUGUCAUUGUGGAAUUACAAGGAGGGUACCCAAUGCCUACAAUCAUGCCUUAUUGGAAUUUUUGCAACAUUAGCAUGUCUGUGGCUGGAUGGGAAACCAUGUAUAGGUGGCGUCUAGAAUUAUAUACCCAACUUUAUCGUCGUGAAAGUGGUUUUGUCGAUCUAGGAGAUUAA
Messenger RNA from Helianthus annuus (common sunflower), 588 nucleotides. RefSeq lists its product as uncharacterized. NCBI's taxonomy places the organism in Eukaryota, Viridiplantae, Streptophyta, Magnoliopsida, Asterales, Asteraceae. The transcript has 2 exons. Bases 1 to 588 code for a protein of 195 amino acids. The record is from RefSeq and is a predicted model, not a curated record.